Molecule: messenger RNA, 965 nt
Organism: Phanerochaete carnosa HHB-10118-sp
Lineage: Eukaryota; Fungi; Basidiomycota; Agaricomycetes; Polyporales; Phanerochaetaceae
Exons: 1
Coding region: 19-732 (237 amino acids)
Source: RefSeq, a predicted model, not a curated record
CAGCAAAGCAUUGACUUUAUGACCAGGCGCCGCCGGAAAAAGCACCGUGACGACGACCUCGACGACAUUAAAUGGCCGGUUACGACUGUCAAGCACGACAAAUAUCGGAACGGCGACACGCUUCUCGAUGAGCCCCCCGAGAGGCCGACGCCCUUCGACGCCUAUCAGUAUGGCGCGGUCGGUGACAGCCCCGCGCCCGCGACGCCUGGUCCACAGCACCAGGAUCUGCCCGCAGUUGCCUCGAGCAGGUACACCAACCCAUGGGGCAGCACGCCGCCGUCAACCGAGGCCGCAGGACGCUCGACGAGCCCGCCAGCCGCACCAACGAGCGAGGGCAGCGUGUACAGCGGCACGGCGCCCAGCGCAAGCGAACACAGCGCCGGGCGCCGGGCUCUGCAGGUGCGCAACCUCGCGCCGACCGCGCCUGCAUUCCCGCCGGGAGACAUAAAAGACCGGACGGUAUUUCUCAGUGCCGACCGCGGUCUCCACGUCGCCCCGGGCGCUGCGUCUGGGUCCGCAUCUGGCGCCCAGCACUCGCCUGUGCAGCCUGGGCAGGCGGGCCCGUCGAGCUCCAGUGAAGCGGUGGAUGCGGCUGCGGCUGCCUCCGCGCCCUUCCAGCAUCAAGAUGCCGGUGCCGUGCCCAUAGCGCAGGCUCGACGACCACAAAAAGCAGCUGAGGCGAGGUCGGACGCUGUUGACCAUGUUGAUGCUCCCCCUGCGUAUGAGGCUUAAAAGACUUUGUUUCAUGUCUCCGGACCCUAUGUUUUAUGGUUGUUACUUCGGACACUGAUAGUGUUAAUACCGAGUAUCUCUGGCCCUUUACUUGUGUGAUACCUCCAGAGACUCGACUCCGUUAUUUGCAAUAGUUUUGGAGGUCCCAGUGGUGUGCAGUUCCAUUUCGAUCUGUCUGCGAUGCUAUUAGUACAUCUUAUGUGAAUGUGUCAAUAUACCCCGUAAUUGUGACA